UCAUAUCGUUUUCAAUAACAAACAAGCAGAUCUUCCUAAAGUGAAUGGAAACAAACAUUUCGAGAUAAUAUCCAAGAAAUAGCCUAUUAACAUGAAUACUAUGAAUAGAUAUGAUUUAAAUUUGAAACUAAUACAGGCAGUUGAAAAACACGAUUGCAUUUAUAAUGUAAAAUCUGCACAAUAUAAAAAAUUCGCCUUUAAGGAGCAUCUAUGGAAUACAAUUGGAAAAGAAAUUGGCAUUAGCAGUAAAGAAGCCAAAAGUAAGUGGAAGAGUGUCAGAGAUAGUUACAAAAGAUAUAAAAAUAAAACAAAUGCUACAAAUGGAUAUCUUAAAAAAUAUAAAUACGCAGAGGCUUUAAAAUUUUUAGACCAGGUUGUUAGCUAUCGACCACAUAAAACGUUUACCUUGCCCACAUCAGAUGUGGAGGUUAGCACAGAACUAUCCAGUGAGGAAGAAUUUAUAUAUGAACAAUCAACUAACGGGCAAACGGAAAGUAAUUUCGAUAAUUGUUUUGACGAAAUCCAAGAUUUUUCGGAUACAUCCUCUACAAAAGAAGUUAAAGCCGCAGCUGAAAAUAUUGCCACGAAAACCAGCAAAAUAUUACCUAUAACUUUAAACAAAGAUGAAGACUUAACAAUAGAUGAGAAAAACGGUUAUAUUGAUGGACCAAAUAGUAGCAAUUCUUCUGAAGUAGAUUCAAUGGAGCAAACAAAAGAAAAGGAUUUAAAUAAGCUAUUAAUUGAAGAAGUUAAAAAACAUGACUGUAUUUACAAUCCACAGUCUAGGAGAUACAAACAUUUUUCAUAUAAAAAACAUUUGUGGCACAAAAUUGGAAAAAGAUUCGGCUUACCUGCUAAUGUAGCCAAUAAAAAAUGGAAAAGCGUUAAAGAUAGUUACCGGAAAAGUAAGAUAAAAUUAAUGACUCAAAGCGGUUUUGUUAAACCAUAUAAAUAUUCCAAAUGUCUUAAAUUCUUAGAUGAUUAUAUUGAAUGCCUACCAUCCUUGAGCAGGAUGUUUAAUGAGCCAGAAGUGAGUACCGAUUUGUCAAGCGAUUGUGAUAUGCUCAUGGUAAACUCAAGAAAGCUCAAAAGAAGAAAAACAAGUUGUGGAAAAAUACCAACAAAUCAUUUGAAUUCAUCAUCUGAAGAAAAUAUAGAAAGCGAGCAAGAAAAUCAAAAAACAAUGACAUCCCGUUUGUUUAUGGUACUAGCAAAUAAAGUAAACGAAGCAAAUUUAACCCCACAACAAACAAAUGCUAUUGAAUUUGGUGUUAGUUCUUUUGUAUAUUCAAAAUUAGCGGAAUAUAUAAAAAAAUAAAUUCUUAUAUAACUGUA
Molecule: messenger RNA, 1335 nt
Organism: Lucilia cuprina (Australian sheep blowfly)
Lineage: Eukaryota; Metazoa; Arthropoda; Insecta; Diptera; Calliphoridae
Exons: 6
Coding region: 92-1318 (408 amino acids)
Biological process (GO): regulation of transcription by RNA polymerase II
Cellular component (GO): transcription regulator complex; nucleus
Source: RefSeq, a predicted model, not a curated record